This is a messenger RNA of Ananas comosus (pineapple), 1666 nucleotides long. RefSeq names its product presequence protease 2, chloroplastic/mitochondrial-like. Bases 216 to 1466 code for a protein of 416 amino acids. Gene Ontology annotation, molecular function: metal ion binding. The record is from RefSeq and is a predicted model, not a curated record. Gene Ontology annotation, biological process: protein processing. The transcript has 9 exons. Gene Ontology annotation, cellular component: mitochondrion; chloroplast. NCBI's taxonomy places the organism in Eukaryota, Viridiplantae, Streptophyta, Magnoliopsida, Poales, Bromeliaceae.
UCUGAAAGUUCAUGCUGAUUAAUGAAAUUCUUAUUAAUUUUUAACUGGGUUUUUAGUAUCUUAACAUUACAUUAAUAUUAAGUUAUUAGCAGAAAAAUCAUAAUUCAUUAAUGGCGUAUAUACCUUUUCUUUAGAUUGAAGAUGUUAAUGGAGUAAACGUUGUGAAGCACAACCUUUUAACAAAUAACAUUGUCUACUUGGAAGUUGUAUUUGAUAUGAGUCCCUUGAAGCAAGAAUUUCUUCAGCUAGUACCACUGUUCUGUCAAUCUUUGCUGGAAAUGGGCACAAAAGAUAUGGAUUUUGUACAGCUUAACCAUCUGAUUGGAAGAAAGACUGGAGGAAUCUGUAUUUACCCUUUCGUAUCUUCUAAAAGUGGAAAAAAGAUGGAUUUAUGUGCCCAUGUCAUUGUUCGUGGAAAAGCCCUGUCGGAACGGGUAGAGGACCUAUUCAAACUGAUAAACUGCAUUCUUCGAGAAGUUGAAUUCAAGGAAAAGCAACGCUUUAAACAGUUUGUUGCUCAAAGCAGAGCAAAAAUGGAGACAAAAAUAAAAGGCUCUGGUUCUUUCAUUGCAGCUAGAAGAAUAAAUGCUAAGCUAAAUGUUGCUGGAUGGGUUGAUGAACAAAUUAGUGGCAUUAGCUAUAUGGAGUUCUUACAAGAUCUUGAGAAGAAAGUUGAUGAUGAUUGGGAUAAAAUUUCUAUUUCGCUCGAGGAAAUACGUAAGUCCCUUCUCUCAAGGAAAGGUUGCACGAUUAAUAUGACGUCGGACGAGGAAAAUCUUGUGGCCGCUACAAAAUAUCUUUCCAAAUUUGUUGAUUCCCUUCCGACUGCAUUUCCUGGGAACAAUUCCUGGGAAACCAUACUUUCUCCCGGAAAUGAAGCAAUUGUCAUUCCCACACAGGUUAACUAUGUUGGGAAAGCUGCUAACAUAUAUGAGAGUGGAUAUCAGCUCCAUGGAAGUAUUUAUGUAAUUUCUAGUUGUGUCAACACGACAUGGCUACGGGAACGCCUUAGAACUAGCGGUGGUGCAUAUGGAGGAGGAUGUAGUUUUGAUGCUUAUUCCGGAGUUUUCUCAUUCUCUUCUUAUCGUGAUCCCAACUUGUUGAAAACCCUAGCCAUAUAUGAUGGGACAGCCGGCUUUCUCCAGGAGCUAGAACUAGAUGAUGAUAGUCUCACAAAAGCAAUAAUAGGUACUAUAAGAGACUUAGAAGGUUAUCAACUUCCAGAUGCAAAAGGUUACAGCAGUCUACUUCGAUACCUAAGAGGCAUCACGGAAGAAUAUCGAGAGAAAAGACAUGGAGAAGUCCUAUCAACCACUGUGAAAGAUUUUAAGGAGUUUGGUGAUGCACUUGAGGCAGUAAAGGAUAAGUGGGUCGUGGUUGCCGUUGCAUCGCCUAGUGAUGUUGCUUCAGCAAACGAGCAGCGGCCUGGAUUUUUUGAUGUUAAGAAAGUCCGCGAAGUUUCGUGAGCUGGAGACUGUUGUCGGCCAGUUUUAUCACAUCUCAUGAUCUGGAUCACAAAUCUCAAAACCUAGCAUUACUGAAAUGAACUUGGUAAUUUCUUUGCAGCAUCUUAAUGGACAUUAAUAAUCAGAACACAUGGUGUACUUUAGACUAGAUCGAGUGAUUUGUACUUGUUUAUUCCCUAUAUCUGCUUAUAUCAUCUGUG